Molecule: messenger RNA, 2875 nt
Organism: Megachile rotundata (alfalfa leafcutting bee)
Lineage: Eukaryota; Metazoa; Arthropoda; Insecta; Hymenoptera; Megachilidae
Product: glucose dehydrogenase [FAD, quinone]
Molecular function (GO): oxidoreductase activity, acting on CH-OH group of donors; flavin adenine dinucleotide binding
Source: RefSeq, a predicted model, not a curated record
CUGUGUUAGAAAAACGAAGCUAAGAGACAUGAGAAAAAGACAGACAAGAUUACAUAAAUGAAGCGCACACAGUAUAUAAACGUCAAACGCAGCUUGUCUUCUCGUUUGGAGGAUAUCGAUAUCUCAGAUUUCUAUUGCAAACUUGAUUAUUCAAUCUCGUGUGUUUUUUCCGGAAAAUCACCUGUUUCAGGUAUAAAAAAAACCUCAAAAUGGACUCAUGUAUGCAAACAGCCUGUAACGCUGCGCAAUCACCGAUGCCAGGUUCUGUUUUCUCUCAACUGAUACAUGUGAUGUUAGUGUCACAAUGCAGUUUAGCCAGCCAGGAUUAUCCUGCGGAUCGUACAGAAGAGGUCCUUGCUUCAAAUAGAGAAUUUGAUUUCGUGAUUGCCGGAGCUGGCACAGCGGGAUCUGUUUUGGCUUACAGGCUGACGGAAAUAAAAGACUGGAACAUUUUAUUGAUCGAAGCUGGAGAUGAUCCUAAUCCUGAAAGCGACGUUCCUGGACUCAUGUUACUUCAGUUCGGUGCAGCUCAGGAUUACGCGUAUCAGACCGAACCGCAAGAAGGCUUCUGCCAAGGCAUCAAAAACAAACGUUGCAGAUGGUCAAAAGGCAAAGUCCUGGGUGGCAGUACAGUGAUCAACGCCAUGUUGCACGUCUUCGGCAACGACCGCGACUUCAACACGUGGUCCGAGUUAGGUAACCCAGGAUGGAGCUACGACGAAGUGUUACCCUACUUCAAAAAGUCCAUCAACUGCCCCAGCGACUACAUAUCAAAAUGGGGCUCCAAGUACUGCGGGACUGACGGACCCAUGAACGUCAGGAACUACAACUACUCAGCAACGGAAAUUCAGGACAUCGUCCUAGAAAGUGCGCGGGAGCUAGGCGUGGACAUUUUGGAACCCUUAAUCAACGAUCGAUAUAUCGGGUACGGCAGAGCGUUGGGCACAAUCGACAAUGGGCGACGGGUGAACGCAGCGAAAGCUUUCCUGUCGCCCAUCAAGGACCGCGAGAAUCUGUUCGUGAUGAAAUCUAGCCGGGUGGACAAAGUCCUGAUGGACGGUGCUCGAGCAACGGGAGUGCGGGUCACGUUGAAGGAUGGUCGAUCGAUCGAGAUAAAGUCGCGGAAUGAAGUGAUACUAUCAGCAGGGAGCAUCGCCAGCCCACAGCUUCUGAUGUUGUCGGGUAUCGGACCCAAGGAACACCUGGACCAGAUGGGCAUCCCUGUGGUGGCUGACCUUCCCGUAGGCAGGAACCUGCAGGACCACCUGGCGUGGUUUGGAAUUCACAUCCUCUACGUGAACGAGUCAACCACUCCACCCACAUCCACGUACGCCAUGGACAUCGCUUAUGAAUACCUGGCGCGCAAUUCUGGGGAGCUGGCUGCCUUCGGUGUCGACCUACUAGGCUUCACUAACGUGAACGACCCUGAGUCCAAAUACCCAGAUGUGCAGUUCAUCUUCAGCCACUUCCCGCGCUGGAACGCGCACAAAGCGGCCAUCUUGUCGAGUGCCAUCAACGCUGAAGAAGAGUUGCUGCCGGCGAUAUACAAAGAAGUCAUGCAGGGGGAUCUGCUCGUACCGUGUGUCAUUUUGUUGAACCCCAAGAGCGUGGGUGUUGUGGAGCUGAGGAGCACGGACCCGGCUGAGCCUGUGAAGAUCUACGCGAAUCAUUUGCAGGAAGAGGAGGAUCUGAGGACGAUGUUGAAGUCUGUGGACGCUGUUAAGAGACUGAUUAAUACCGAAACCAUGAAGAGGCAUGGAAUGCGAGUGAGUCAUUUGGAGGUGCCGGGGUGUAAACACACGACACCGGACUCUGAGGAGUACUGGGAAUGCAGUAUAAGGCACAUUGCGAGUUCGCUGUUUCAUCCGGUUGGGACGGCGAGAAUGGGUCCUAAUGGGGACUCCAUGGCGGUUGUGGAUCCUAGGUUGAGGGUCCAUGGGGUCAAGGGACUUAGAGUGAUAGAUGCGUCCAUCAUGCCGAAUAUUGUCAGUGGAAAUACUAAUGCUGCGACUAUGAUGAUCGCGGAGAAGGGGGCCGAUAUGGUCAAGGACGACUGGGGGAAGCUUAGGGAGGAACUAUGAGAGUUUUGGUGAAAAAUUGUGAUUGUUGUUGCUUAUUUAUGCAUUUAUGGAUCUCGCUAGAGUUGUAAAUAUUCGAAUAAUUAGAAUGAGUUGAAUACGGUGUUGAAAUUCAUAGUUCAUGGUUUCGUUAUAGUUUACUCGUAAGGUUGGGAGCACCGAUUUCGUUUAAACUUGGUAUAAUUAUUGGGUGCAUAGAAAGUAAUUAUUUUUCAAAACCAUAGCGCACAACUUUUUGAAAUAAGGGAGAAGGUAGGGUCAAGUUUGACUGAAUUAGGUAUAUCGUAAUACAUCACGUAGAAUCAUAAUACUAAAAACUGUCAAAUAGAAGUUUGGUAUAUUGACAAAAUAAUUGAAGAUGUACAGUAGACUUUUGUUAUAUGGUCAUUUUCAUGUGACAAUUCAUGCACAAAAUGUUUACGUAUACUCUAAAAAUUUUAGAAGAUGCAAGAGCUCGAUGCAAAUGGUAAAAUAACAUAUUUAAAAAGAAAUACGGCAAACUCCCGUUAUAUGGCCAUUUUCAUAUGGACAUUCCUAAAUGAAUAUCAAAAGAAGAAAGUUUCCUUAUUCAUUCAAUAUAGCAUUUAACGUAUUUCAGUCAAUAUGACAAUUUCAAAAAUGUUCAACUACCAUCUGCAAUAUAUCGCGAGUGUAUAGGACAGGAGGAAUAUAAACGAAUUUGAAAUUAAAUUUAAAUUUGAAAUCAUAGUUAAGGUCAGUUAAGAUUCUGUUUUACCAUUUGUGUGAUAAAAUUAGCGGCGAUAUAUCGAAUCAUUUCAUAACUAAUGACUAUAACU